Brassica napus (rape) is the source of this 1972-nucleotide messenger RNA. Its product is annotated as probable pectinesterase/pectinesterase inhibitor 33. Gene Ontology annotation, molecular function: pectinesterase activity; pectinesterase inhibitor activity. The record is from RefSeq and is a predicted model, not a curated record. The transcript has 3 exons. The coding region runs from base 64 to 1845 and encodes 593 amino acids. Lineage: Eukaryota; Viridiplantae; Streptophyta; Magnoliopsida; Brassicales; Brassicaceae. Gene Ontology annotation, biological process: cell wall modification.
AGACAUCACACCAUGAAAUUUUGACAAUUCCCCAUACAAACUCAUAUCCAAGAACUUCAAAAAAUGGUUAGAGGCAUCUUCCACAUAUGCCUCUUGGCAUCGUUUCUUCUUCUGCCACAAUUGUUUUCCACCGUAAACUACCGUGGCUUCACCGUUGGAGCAAAUGUUCCUUCUCCAUGGGACCAUAAUAUUCCCCCACCACCAGAAACCACACCAUUCGCAAGCCCCACCACCAGUCCUCCAACCACUUCAGCUCAAUCCCCUGGUCCAGCGGCCGCAUCGUCUCCGAUCAACAACAGCUCUAUCUCCGGCGACAUGACAUGGUGGUGCAAUAAGACUCCACACGCUAAGACAUGCACCUACUACUUCCAAAAGAGCUCAGACCGCAACAUUAGCCGACCACCAAGGUUUCGGUCCGAGUUUCUGCGAAUGCUGGUCCAUGUAGCACUUGACCAAGCCGUCAUUGCACACGCUCAAACAGUUAAAUUAGGUCAGAGCUGCACCAAUAACCAACAGAAAGGCGCUUGGUCAGACUGUGUAACGCUAUUUGAAAAUACGGUCACUCAGCUGAACCAGACGUUCAACGGACUUAACCCGGGGGCUUCUAGUGAUGUGAAGUGUUCAGACUUCGACGCACAGACGUGGCUCAGCACGGCUCAAACCAACAUCGAGACAUGCCUGUCUGGCGCGGAGGAUCUGAAAGUCUCAAAUUUCGUCAUGCCGGCCAUCUCCAACAAGAACUUGUCGGAUUUGAUUGGAAACUGCUUGGCCGUCAAUGGAGUUCUCAUGAAGCAACAUAAUCAUAAGACUGCUAACCACAAAGAAUAUUUCCCAAGCUGGGUCUCAAGACACGAAAGACGAUUACUCGUAUCCGCAUCUUUAGCGAAAUCGAGACCCCACCUAGUGGUGGCACAGGACAGGUCCGGCCAUUUCCGGUCAAUUCAAGCUGCGAUAAACUUCGCAGGAAGACGGAGAAUCAAGUCAAGAUUCGUAAUAUAUGUGAAGAAAGGUGUUUACAGAGAGAACAUUGAAGUUGGCAACGAUAACCACAACAUCAUGCUCGUUGGCGAGGGUGAACGAAAAACAAUCAUCACCAGUGCUAGAAGUGUCAAGGGUGGCUAUACCACCUAUAACUCAGCAACAGCGGGUUUUGGAGGCCAAAGGUUUGUUGCAAAGGACAUGACAUUCAUCAACACGGCAGGGCCAUUACGCGGCCAAGCUGUUUCUGUUCGGUCAUCCUCUGACCUCUCUGUUUUCUACCGUGUCGGUAUCCAUGGAUUCCAAGACACUCUCUUCAUUCACUCGCAACGUCAAUUCUUUAGAGAAUGUUACAUCUCAGGCACCAUAGACUUCAUCUUCGGAAAUGCAGCUGUCGUAUUUCAGAACUGCAUGAUUCUUGUCCGAAGACCUCUGCAUGGCCAAGCCAACGUUAUUACCGCUCAGGGUCGUGGUGACCCUUUUCAGAACACAGGUAUAACCAUCCAUAGCUCAAGGAUAGUCGCUGCUUCUGAUUUGAGGCCUGUGAUUCGAGCUUACAAAACCUAUUUAGGCCGACCGUGGCAAGCGUAUUCGCGUGUUACAAUCAUGAAGACCUAUAUAGAUAACUCAAUAAGUCCCUUGGGAUGGUCUCCUUGGUUAAGAGGUUCCAACUUUGCUCUCAAUACAGUUUUCUAUGGAGAGUAUAAAAACUUCGGACCAGGUUCUUCUACAAGGUGGCGUGUCCGGUGGAAAGGCUUCCACGCCAUAACCAAUGCCGCUGUUGCUUCCCGGUUUACUGUGGGAAGCCUCAUCGCUGGUGGUUCAUGGUUGCCUUCUACUGGCGUUCCGUUCAAGACAGGGUUGUGAGGAGAGUUGCAUGUUUUAUCCUAAAGACUAGUGUGAUUAUGUGUGUAUGUAAAAUCCUUGUUUUACAUAUUACUGAUUUAUUUAUAUCUUUUUACCUUAUUUUAAAACCAACAAAUUAUUCUAUAUA